AUUUGAUUUUAUCUUUUGUCACGUCUAAAAUACAAAAUGGAAGAGUAGUUAUUUCCAAACCUUUUUGGGUGUUAAAUUUACAUGUUUUCCACAAAACAUGUGUUAUUUUCUUUAGUUUCCAAAAACGAUAUUAAAAAAACGGACCCACAUUAUCAGUUUUGCUUUAUUAUAUAAUAAGAACCGUGCUCUUCUAGUCUAUUCAUAUCUUGCUCACCACUUUUCUGCAAACUCUCUUUCUCUCUCUCUCGCCUCUCCGGUCUCCUUGCUCUUUUAGAAUCUGAAUAAAAAUAACGACCAUAGUUGUUAAUUACUACUAGGAAACUAAGUAACUGUUUCUUCAACCUUUUGUUGCAUGGAUGGAUCCUCAACAGGAAAUGUCAAAUGAAACAUUGGAAACCAUAUUGGUAAGCUCAACAAAAGGAAGCAAUUAUAAAAACAUUAAAAAAAUGGAAGAGGAAAUGAAGAAGAAGCAAGGAAAAGGAGAACUAGAAGGUGAAGCACAAAAAUGUCCAAGAUGUGAAUCUCCAAACACAAAGUUUUGUUACUACAACAACUAUAGUCUUUCUCAACCUCGUUACUUCUGCAAAUCUUGUCGGAGAUAUUGGACUAAAGGUGGUACUCUCCGUAACGUCCCCGUUGGUGGUGGUUGCCGUCGAAACAAACGAUCUUCUUCAUCUUUCUCCAAGAACAUCAAUAAGCCUAUCAAUUUCCACAACGAUCCACUUCACAAUCCUUUUACGGGAAUGCCAUCCUCCUUUGGUUAUGACUCCAUUGAUCUCAACCUCGCUUUCGCUGCACUUCAUAAACAUCCCCCUUCUCAAGUUACACCUUCUUUUGGGUUUGGAGGUGAUGUUUCUAUUUAUGGAAACUCGACAAACACACACUCUGGUGUUCUAGGAAACGGGUUGAACUUUGGAGAGCAAAACGGUAAUUUCAACGGUGGUAGUUUGUGGUAUGGUUUCAUGUCCGGAAAUGAAAGUGAAAACAAGACAACUUCGGCUUUGGGGAUUCCUCUGGAGGGAAACGAGACAAAGCAAGAGAAUGUGAACAACAACAACAAUAUCUUAGGGAAUCCAAGCAAGGUUUUAUUGGGAUUUCCAUGGCAAAUAACCGGGAAUUCAGCUGGCGGUGUACCGGAGACUGAUCCGGGAAGGGAAAGCUGGAAUGGGUUGGUUUCAUCUUGGAGUAGUGGUUUACUUAACACUCCUUUGGUCUAGUUCAAGAUGUCUAAUAAAGUAAUAAUAUUUCUAUAUAUUGAAGUUUAUGUGAUCACAUGUUUGUACACCACUGUCACUAUAUGGGGGAUGUUUGGUUUUUCAAUUUCUAGGGUUUCUAUCGCUUUUAGUUUCCCACUUUUCUUUGAGCCAAAAGACCAAAUAGUUCUUUUUAUGAAAAUGGUUCCUUCUUUCAUGUUUUAAUUUGUAAUUUAACUGUGGCUUGGCUGGUUUCAAUUAAUUGUUAUCGUUUAUUUUCUUUUGAUAAUUUCGUUUAUUAUCUAUGAGGGAUACAUUUUUUUUACUUUCUUGUACUCUCAUUUUAUGAUAUGAUAGUAGCUUGUUAGCAUGUUUCAAAAAAUGAAAAAAACUUGUUAUCUAAGAUGAUGGGUCAUCGGUUAGUAUUCGCUCACAAUCUACCACAAUUUCUUCUACGUAUCAUUAAUACCAACUCUUGUUAUACACUUAUGAUUAGUGUUGGAUAUGCAUCUAUUGAUAGAAAUGUAUAUGUUGGCAUAUAUGUAGUCUUAAGGAAUUUUUGUUCAUAGCACAGACAAUAAAAAGGUCAAGUUUCAAAAAAAAGAAAAAAAAAAGGUCGAACUAAAGUCUGAUAUAGUUCGAUUAGGUUAACAUGUCCAUCGACAUUCCGCUGGUUUAUGUCAGAGAAAAAAAAACAUUGGAUUUUGAAAUGUGAGUGGUGAGUUUCAAGAUAUUCUGUCAUGAUUGCUUCCCAUUUUCCAGGUAGAUAUUUGGACACUAACCAAUUAAUUUUAUUAUUUUGUAUGCAAAUUGGUACGAGUAUACGUUAAUUAUUAUUAACUGAUUUGAAUAUAAUUGGUUGAUGAUGAAGGGCCAUACUGGAGGGUUUUUAUAAUCCUUUCACGAAUUUCUUUUUUUUUUCAUAAAAACUCUCUCACGAAUUUAUUGUAUAGAAUCAAAUCUAACACACAGAUUUGAGCGUGACAACCUAGGGCACUUAUAUUUAACAAGUCUACUACAUGAAUGCAGUAAACUAUAGUAUUUUCUUAGUUUGAAUUAUACAUUCUCUGUAGGGUCCAAAUAAAAUAAAAUUUAUUAACAUAACAAUUGUAAGAAAUCCAUGAGUUUGAAAUUUGUACGGUGGAAAAAGUCUCGAAAUUUUGGAUUUGUAGGUUGUUGCCUCCCGACAAAAGGAUAAAAAUUGGUACGAGGAAGAGAGCCGUAUAUUUGUUUCAUUUUAAACUUUAGUAGCAAAUUGGAUAGUCAAAUUGUUGUUUUUUCUUAUUUACAUUCCUAGCAACAGCAAAAAAAUUUGUUGGUUUUCAUUUUCUUGUCAAGAUUGUCAAAUACUCAAAUUGUUGGUUUUGCAUGUCUAAGAGCAUCUAAAAAAAACUCUAUAUUUUAGAGUUUCCAAAAUUCCAUAUUUGAAGUUUCAAGGUGUUGUUCUCUAAAAAUAAAAUUUCAAAUUUAAUUUCAAAAUUAUUUGUAAUUUACAAUAGGAUCCUUAUAUUUAUCAUAAUUAAUAUAAAUCCAUAAAACUUUUAUAAAUAACUAGCACAUCUAUAAAAAUAUUACAAUAAUAUUAAUAAAUAAAAUCUUAUGCUAAAAUAUAAAAUUAUAAAUAAAAAUAAUUAAUUAAAUAUUAAAAUACAAAAAAAUACCAAAUUAUUCCAUAAAAUAAUUUUCGUAAUGCCCUAUCUUCGAUUACAUAAAAAAAUUUUGGACAAUAUUUUAGAGGUUCCGGAGCAAAUUCACUAGACCACUAGUUUUGUUGUAUUAUUUAAAUUUGCGUGGUAAUUAUGUUUUCAUGUAUCUUUUUAAAAUGUUUUUUAUUAAGUUUCUUUUGUAAUAUUCUUAUUGUCUAAUUCUAGUUUUAAAAUAUUAUAAAUUUUAUUUUAAUUUUUUUAAAAUUUUUAUGUGUAAAAUUUGAAUUUAUAAAAUUAAAUUUAAAAUAUUUAUGAUAUACAAAAGUUUUAAAGAAUAAAAUGAUAAAUGAAAAAAUACUUAAGAAUCAUAAAUGUGAUGUAUAAUUAAUUAUAAGGACCAAAAUGCAAAUAAAAGAUAAAACUUAAAAUUUAGAAUUUUGAGUAAUGAAACUUUAAAUAUGAAAUUUCACUCCUUAAAACUGUAAAUUUGAAGUUUUGAAGUUUCUUUUUAGAGAGCAAAAAAUUAUAUAUUUGAAAUUAUAAAGUUUCUUUUUGAGAUACUCUAACUCUAAAUGGAUGUUUUAUUUUGUCAAUGGUUAAAACAAUUUAUGAGCUGAAAUCAUUACCUAAGACAAUUCAGCUAUUCAAACCAGUGUAAUAUAGUUAAUCAACAUAAACAAAUUUUGAAGAAAUAUAAUGAACAUUGCAUGUCAAUUUAUCUGUUUUUGAACUUUUUGCACGUGGAAUAAGUUUAAUAACAAAAAUGUUUAUAAGCCUCUUGCAUAUAUAAUUUUUUUUUUCUUCUGAAAGUGAUGAAAAAAUAGACUACUCUGUUAAUGACUAAGCAGUACACAGAGAAUUUUUGUGAAUUAAGAGAAACAAAAUAAUUAGAGAGCUAGACAUCAAAUUUUGGAUUAAGGACAAUAUAUGAUCAUAAAUAUAGUUUGAAAAUACGAAUUUUCAGAAAAUUACUAUCACAAAUAUGGGGUGAUUGGUUGGGCUUUAUCUCCAUAUUUUAGCUUUAUUUAUUUUUAAAUCACUAAAUUUUACCAAUCAUGCUUUAGCUUUACUUUUAAAAAUUAAAGUCUACAUCAAGUUUUUAUUUAAUUUUACCAAUCAUGCUUUAGCUUUAUUUUUAAAACUACAGCAAAAAAAAAUAAAGCAAAACUUUUUACUAUGCAUUUUAGGCAAAAAUGCUACAUCAUAUUUUUAUAGGCUGUAGAAUCUAUAAAAUGUAAAAAAAGAUAUCUAUAAUAUCAAAUAAAUUAUAUAAUCAUAAUAAAAA
Messenger RNA from Brassica rapa (field mustard), 4124 nucleotides. Its product is annotated as dof zinc finger protein DOF2.1. Gene Ontology annotation, biological process: regulation of DNA-templated transcription. Gene Ontology annotation, molecular function: DNA-binding transcription factor activity; DNA binding. Lineage: Eukaryota; Viridiplantae; Streptophyta; Magnoliopsida; Brassicales; Brassicaceae. The record is from RefSeq and is a predicted model, not a curated record.